Molecule: messenger RNA, 1451 nt
Organism: Galleria mellonella (greater wax moth)
Lineage: Eukaryota; Metazoa; Arthropoda; Insecta; Lepidoptera; Pyralidae
Product: carboxypeptidase B-like
Exons: 5
Coding region: 93-1379 (428 amino acids)
Biological process (GO): proteolysis
Molecular function (GO): zinc ion binding; metallocarboxypeptidase activity
Source: RefSeq, a predicted model, not a curated record
UCUAAUUAAUUGAUAUUAUUUUAUCAGUACGAAGCGUUAUAAGGCCUAUAACGUUGUAGAUUUUUUUAUUAAAUAGUGGAUGUGGUGGAACGAUGAAGGCGUGGGCGGUGUUGCUUCUCUGCGCGGCGGUGUACGCCAAGCAUGAACAGUACGCGGGAUGGAAAUCUUAUUACAUAGGACCGAAAUCCCAAGAGCAACUGCAGUCUAUUGGUUCAUUAAUCCAGAAAUUUGAGUUGGACGUUCUGAGCCACGCAAACAUAGAGCGAGAGGGUGUAUUUCUUGUGAAGCCAGAAUUCCAAAAUGGACUCACCAAUGCAUUGGAAGAGCAAGGCAUCGCAUACAGGAUUCAUUCCGCUGAUGUGAAAGCUUCCCUUGAUCUAGAUGAUAUAGCCAUCGAAUCGAGAAGACGUGAAAAUCUUGCCCGAAAGGGCAAAGAAUCUCCUUAUGACAAUUAUCCAAAUUUAGAUGUGAUUAACUCUUACCUCGCUGAUGUUGCUAGACAAUAUCCAGACAGAGCCACUCUAGUUUCUGGAGGUAAUACCUUCGAGGGCCGUCCGAUCAAUUACUUGAAGAUCUCUACCACCAAUUUCGAGGAUGAAAGCAAGCCAGUCAUCUUCAUUGACGCUGGCAUUCACGCAAGAGAAUGGAUUUCUCCUCCCACAGUGACCUGGGCCAUACACAAACUUCUAGAAAAUGUGACAGAACCCGACCUUCUGGAGCGGUUCGACUGGAUCCUGUUACCUGUAGUUAAUCCAGACGGAUAUGAAUUUACUUUUACUACUACUCGCUUUUGGCGUAAAACUCGCUCUACUGAUCAGAGCCCAAUAAGUAACUCGUGUCCUGGAGUCGACGGUAACCGCAACUACGAUUUCUUCUGGAACACAGUUGGUACUAGCAAUGAUCCAUGCUCCGAUAUAUUCGCCGGUAGCAGGCCUUUCUCUGAAAUUGAGACGAGAGUAGUUCAGGGUAUUCUGCAGGAGAACCUCCACAGACUAGCUCUGUACCUAACUAUGCAUAGCUACGGAAGCUUGAUUCUCUACCCGUGGGGUCAUGAUGGUAGUUUGUCCAAUAACGCCUUCGCACUCCACGUGGUUGGAGUCGCUAUGGCCGAUGCCAUCGCUGCCCAUGCCUUACCUUUUUUCCCAAGAUAUGUAGUGGGUAAUGCUGUACUCGCGAUUGGAUAUGCAGCAUCUGGAGCAGCCGAGGACUACGCUCAUUUGAUUGGUGUUCCUCUAUCUUACACUUAUGAGUUGCCUGGACUCGCCGGGGGUCUUAAUGGUUUCCAUUUGGACCCAAUAUACAUUGAGCAGGUGUGCCGUGAAACUUGGGAAGGUAUUGUAGUUGGUGCAAGACGAGCUGGCGAUUUGUUUGUUCCAUAAAUUGAAUAUACUUGAUUUGUAAUUUGUGACAUAUUUUGCAAUGUUUUAUUAAAUACUCAGAAAUUAUCAGAA